AUGGCAUAUGAUGGACUACUAGUGGGUACUCCCAAGAGAUCCUCAAUAUUCGGCCGUGGCUCACGCGCCCAAGAAUUCACUCCUAUAGGUGAAAAGCGACACAGCGGUUUCCAAGUGAUUCACAAUUAUCCCCAAAAUGAAGCGCCUAAAUUGUUUAAACCAAUUGUUCAAAAUUCUCCUCGUCGUGAUAUAGAAGAAGAGUUUUCCCAGAGUUUCUAUGAUGAUGACACCAUCGAUAAGUUUGAUCAUAAUUCACCAAUCAAGACCAAUGUCAAGUAUGAUUCUGGCAAACCCAAACUGUUUGUUAAUGAUGGAGGAAUCUCGAUUAAAGAGCUGGAAGAGAGAAUUAAACAGUUAAGUGCAGAGAACUUCCUGUGGAGGUUAAAGUUUAUGGAGUUGAAGAAGUAUUUGGAUUCUGUUCCCAAAACUGACCGUGAACUCAUGUUGGAAAAUGUUGAUUUAAAGCACGCAAUUGUGGAAUUGGAAAAGCGGUUGGAAAGUGGUACUCAUGUCAGGCUGGAUAACUCUGAAUAUGAACGCAUUAUUCGUGAUAAGGAUAAUCAGAUUCAUUCAUUGGGUAAUCAGAUUCAUGAAAUGGAACAAGAUAUACUAGAACUUGAAGAUAAGUACAGAACUCAACAAGCUGAUCUUGACCACCAGCAGGAAAAAUUCGACCGCUUACAGUCUUCCCAUCAGAAUGAAAUUGUGCACCAGCAAGAAAAACUCGAACGCCUUCAAUCGACCCAAGCAGACCUGGCCAGAAGAUCACAAAGCGAAAGUAAUGAACUCGCCGAGGCCCAGCAUGAGAUUCAAGAACUUAGGAAUCUCCUUGACCUUCAUAAUCUGGAAAUGAAACAGCUUAAUGAAGACAAAAUAGAAGCCGAGACAAAGUUCAAGAAACUUCAGCAAGAAAUGAUGAAUGAACUCGAAGAUUUACAUGAUACCCAUAAACGGGAUAGACAAGAGAUUGCUCGACUAGAACAAGAAAUUGUCAGAUUGUCCGAACAGCAACAGCGAUUCAACACGAAUGAUAAUCAAUUACGUCAAGAAAGAAACCAGUUGUUGAACCAAGAAAAGGAUUAUUCGUCCAAGUUGUCUGAUCUUCAACGCCAAUUACGCGAUAAAUUAGAAUUAGAGCAAGUGUUGAAAUCCAAAUCCGCCGAUUUAGAAAGAAAGUUGUCUAAAAAGUCCAUUGAAGUUUCUAAUUUGGAGCAACAAUUGCUGGAAAAGACUAAAGAAGUAAUGAAUCUUGAAACUAAAAUUGGAUACUUGAAUUCAAAAUCUAAAGGAGAAACUGUACUUCAAACCCAACUCCAACAAAAGGAUAUUGAUAUUGAUAGACUUGAAACUAAAUUGAAACAAUUGGAGCAUUCAACAUCACAAGAACAAGAUCAAUUGCGAGAGUUGGAAUUGGAAAGAGGCCACUUGGUAAUGCAACUUGAACUGAAGGACAACCAAUUAUCUUCGCUUAAAUCACAAUUAGGUAAAUCUAGUGAUGAUCAGGACAAGAUCAGAUUCUAUGAAGAAGAAUAUGAAGCUAUUAAACUUGAAUUGGAAGACAAACAACGAGAAGUGUUGAAUUACAAGACAAGAUUAGGUAAACUUGAACAAGAACGUAAUAAAUUGGCCGAUAGAUUAGAAUCUGAUGAAACUAAAUUUAGAAGUUCAGAUAUUGAACUUCUGCAAUUAAAAGCUGAUAAUGAAAACCUUGAACGUGUUAACAGAACCUUGAAGGAUAAGUUGGAUACACUUAAACAUGAAUUAAAUACAUUCAGUACUUCCACAAGAGACCUUUCCAAACUUCAGAUUGAGAAUAGGAAACUCAACGAACAAAUCACUACCCUUGAUACUAAAUUGUCAGAAUUCCAAAUUGAAAAUAGAAAAUUGCAAGCUGAAUUGGAUAAUGUUUCCAGUUCUAAUCGUGUACUCAAGAGUGAAUAUGAAACGCUUAAUCAAAUGAUGAAUAGUUCAAGACUGACUAAUUCACAAUUGGACGAAUUGCUUCAAGAUAAUCGUGAAUUAGUUGAACGAUUGGAAACCGCUAAUAGAACAGCUGAAUCUAGAUCUCGUGAGAUUCGCAAGUUGGAAUUACUCGUGGAUGAUUACAAAUCCAGAUUAACUUCUAGGUUUGACUCUAACGAUUAUAUCGAAGAUUUAGUCCGGGAAAUUUCUCAGUUGAAGGACAAGUUGCAUGAACGCGAAGUUUAUAUUGAUAGAUUGUUGGGCGAUUUCGAUAGAACGAGAGAUGAUCCUAUGUUGGAAUCAAAAUUAAAGAAUGCACAAACAUUAAUUGACAAUUAUGAAAGAAAAAUCAAGAUUCUUGAAGAUGAGAUCUUAUCCCGGGAGAGAAGUGCCACUCGUGAUGAAUCACCAAUUGAAGCAGUAUUGGAAUUAAAGGUUCAAGCUGCCAAUGAAAAGAUCGACACUCUUUCCAAGCAAAUAUCUGACCUCAGGAAGAAGCAAGAUUCCGACAAGUCCAUUAUUCACAAACUUGAAAAUGAAAAGAACUUGCUUGAAGACGAUUUGUUCCUCGUUAGAUCCCAACAAAAGGAAAUCUCCCGUGAAAAGGAACGACUUGCUGGUCAAGUACUGAACUUAGAUGAAGAAUUAGAACGAAUGACUAGAAGUUGUCGGUUGAUGUCACUCAAGGCACAUGAUUACAAGCAGCAAAUCAUGAAGAAAGGGGAUGCUAAUUAUGAAGAUAAAUUUAAUAUACUUGAAAAGGAAGCCAUCUAUUAUAAAGCCAAGUUAAGAGAUGUUAUGAUGAAAGCUAAUGAUUUCCGCAUGAUGAAUACGUUUAUUAUGAAAUCUAUUACCGGGAAUACCCUGAUGUAUGAUGGUAAAAUGAACCUAGCUAAAUUGGGGAUCUACCCUGAAUAUGUGGCGACAUACAAGCGCAAGGAAAAGCUAACAUUUAAAGGGGUGGCUAAAUUUGUAUUGGCGGCUAUAAGGUUGAAGAACCGAACUAAAAAGUCCAAGGUUCGAUCCAAGGAUUUGAAAGCUUUGAAGAGCGAGAUUGAGUGUGGCAGGAUUCAAUUAGAUAUGUAG
This is a messenger RNA of Spathaspora passalidarum NRRL Y-27907, 3048 nucleotides long. RefSeq lists its product as uncharacterized. Bases 1 to 3048 code for a protein of 1015 amino acids. The record is from RefSeq and is a predicted model, not a curated record. The transcript has a single exon. Gene Ontology annotation, cellular component: microtubule organizing center. NCBI's taxonomy places the organism in Eukaryota, Fungi, Ascomycota, Pichiomycetes, Serinales, Debaryomycetaceae.